AUGCCGCGCGUGCGUUCAUCAUAUAAAAAGUCCUCGCGAACAUGUCGCGUGUUUCUUCUGUCUUGCUGUCUGCUCACGUUCGUUGUGCUCUCGACGAAGCGUUCGUUGAGCGAGCUGCGCCGAAACCAUUUGGCAGCGGUCGAAGCCCUGUCGAGGGACGCACGUUGGAAAACACUGCACGACCCGAAAGGAGGAGGAGGCGGCGGCGCGUACUAUCCGCCGUCCAAACUGUGUCGUUCAGGAACCAACGACACGCGGACGUUGGGCGCGGCGACCCCGGGUAAUUUUGGUUUCGUCUUCGGGGGUUUGGGUGGGUACGCGCGACUUGAAGCAUUCAAGUGCGUGCUGGCGAUCGAAUCUCUCGUGCGCGUGGCGGGAUACGACGGAGACGUGUACUUCAUCACGGAAAAUAUCGCUUCGUCGUGCGUCCCAUCGCAAGAAGAGCUCAGAGCGAGGCUCGGAUACGACAGGGUACACGUGGUCUACGUCGACGAAGGAUCGCCGUUUGAAAAGUCGAGUGACGCCGAGAGGACAAAUGGGACAAGAAGUCGACGACGACCUUUGCGAAAGUAUCUGAAGGACAUGUCCAUAAAGAUGGAUAUCUUCGACUACCUCCCGAAGCGCAUCGAAAUUGCGGCGUGGUACGACUGCGACGUCGUCUUUGGAGUCCACGGCUGCGCGCGGAACAACCUGAUGUGCGCGAUACCCGAAUUUUCGCACGCGACUCCCAUGUACACGUCGCUCGGCUCAGCUGGGUGGCACGUUGGAUCGUUCAUGGUGCAUCGUGUGUUCAGUGCGAAGUUGCUGCGCGAGUGGAAGGAGGAGUUCUUCACCGGAAGACAUAUCAGCGACUACCCGGCGAUUGAAGCGUUAUACGAACGACAAGAACGGACUGGCAACUUACUCAAGCUUUGGGAUAUUGGACAUUUCACUCGACCACGAACGGGUAACACAUACAGUCAUGAUUGGAGUGUCCUCACGAGUGAUCCAAGCGCAGGUGAAAUGUACUCAGCCUGGCGGGACGUGAUCUUUGACAAGAAAACGCCGAACUCGUGCAUUAUGCAUCUCACCACAGGUCGUUGUUCUGAGCUCAACAGUGGUACCGUGGCGACCGAUGCCUUGAUUCGUUCGCUUGGUCUAUUCACACCAGGAAAUGUAAGAUAUUGCUCAGGGACUCCAAGGAAGGUGAUACUUCAGCAAGGGCUGGCGCCAUCGUGGAAGUCGUGUGUACCGCCGCCAGCAGACUUCGUUUUUCCACUCAAAGCCCGUUUGCUUCAACGAAUGAUAAGUCCAAGACAUAUAAAUAAAACUAGGCCGAGCUAA
Molecule: messenger RNA, 1323 nt
Organism: Micromonas pusilla CCMP1545
Lineage: Eukaryota; Viridiplantae; Chlorophyta; Mamiellophyceae; Mamiellales; Mamiellaceae
Exons: 1
Coding region: 1-1323 (440 amino acids)
Source: RefSeq, a predicted model, not a curated record